CGACCCUUAACCAGUUUCGAGGCCUCCAUUUUAGUAUUGAUGGUAAAACGAGACCUACAGGUCGACCACCAGUGAGAGGGAAACGAGAGCCCCAUCCUAUAAAUAAGAUUGCCCAGCUGUACUGUACCCGAAACUUCGCUGCUGUGCUUGAAAAUCGACUACUACCUGAAAGCAUAUUUCGCAUCUGCUCACGCAAUGAUGGUCAUCAACGAGCAAACCUCCCCACGCACGCGCUCACAUAAUGCAGAAUUCGCCUGCUUGUUCCCACGAUUGAGCGACGACACGAAAGUCAAGGAAACGUACCAGUCCAUUGAACUUGAUGCCACGGCCGGUCAGUUGGUGCGAAGCUGUUGCAGGCUAUAUGGGGCAACGCCUACGAUGGUGCUCGCUACGAUCUGGACUGUUACGCUCCAUAGUUUUACGGAGGGAGAGCGCGUUAAAUUCGCACUGUUGCAUAAAGUACCUGUACACGGCGUACGUUGUGCCCGGGGAGGAAGGGAAUAUGUUCGAGCAGAGACAUAUGCCACGCUCAUCGACCGCGAAACACCAGCGAGGGAGUUGAUGAAACAGGAAAAUUGGGAGAUUCUCCCGCACGUCGGCGGUGAUCAGCUGCUUAAUACUGGGCUGUAUAUGGGUGGCGAGACUGAGGAGGAGUUCUCAACAAUUCUUAAGGGCCUCGACAUAUGCAUAGUUUGUAGCCCAGUAUCUCUCGAAAUGAAGUUAAUAUUCAGCUCGAAAGCUCUACCCCAGACGUUUGCAUGGGCAAUUGCAAGUGCCAUCCCACAAGGACUACAACAGAUCAUGAGACACCAGACAACAUCAAUAGGAGAAAUCAACUUGUUCUCCCAGAUGCAAGAGGAACUUGUAAAAUCAUGGCAAGAUAGCGAAUCACCCCAAACACUGUCUUGUUUUCUGUUCGAUUUCCUGUCUCGACAAGCAGUCGAACAGCCAGGUGCUGUGGCCAUCGAUGCCUGGGACGGUCAAUGGACCUACCAAAAACUUGACGAAAUCUCCACAACCCUCGCAUCCCACCUCCAAACAUGUGGAGUACAGAGUGGGACGCUAGUCAUCGCGUGUUUCGAGAAGACCUCUUGGGCGGUGGUGGCUUUUCUGGCAGUCAAUAAAACCGGGGGAGGCUUUGUUCCCUGUGACCCUACGUAUCCAGCAGAGAGGAGAGAGAAAAUCCUUCAACAGGCUGGCUCGCCACUUAUUAUCACGUCGGCAGAAUGUGCGGGUCUCUUCGCAGGCCUGAAAAAUCCUUCCGUCAUGAUCAUCUCACCCACUACUUUUUUGAAUCUAGAGAGAGCGUCCUAUCGACGGCCUACGGACGGAGAAGCACCUGCGUAUGUGUUAUUCACAUCCGGCAGUACAGGAGAACCAAAAGGAUGCGAAAUUUCACACAAGGCGUUUGCCAGUAUUUCGAACCAUGUCAAGGCGCUCCAUCUGGGUCCCGCCAGCCGUGUACUGCAGUUCGCGUCUUUCUCUUUUGGGAUGGCAAUCAUCGAGAUCUUCUGCACCCUGGCGGCUGGCGGCACAGUGUGUAUGUUGUCUGAUGAGCAACGGCUGAACUCAUUAGCGGCAACCAUGACAGAGAUGAAAAUUAACUGGGCUCUUACGACCCCGACAGUCCUUGGCUCGCUACAGCCGCAUGACCUUCCCUAUUUAAAGUGCCUUUUAGUUGCUGGAGAGGGGCUAAACGAGGCCCGAAUUCAGAUAUGGAGCCCUGUCCUCGACGUUUUCCAGGCAUAUGGCCUUACAGAAUGGACCGGAAUCUUCGCAGUCUCCCACAGAAUCACGGGCAUACAGCAACGGCGGAUAAUUGGCGUUCCUGCGAAUGGUCAGGCAUGGCUUAUUGAUCCAAGUGAUCACCAUAAGCUUGUGCCUGUUGGGGCAGCUGGCGAACUGGUGAUCCGCGGGCCUGGUUUGGCCGCAGGUUAUUAUCGGGCUACUGAGAGGACCAAGGCUUCGUUUUUCUCCCCUAAGUGGCUAACUCGGUGGACGUACCACGGCGAAAGCAUGGUAUACAGGACCGGGGAUAUAAUGCGUUACAACGCAGAUGGAUCUCUGUCAUAUGUUCGACGGGGGGACAACCAAGUCAAAAUCCGCGGCAUGAGGGUGGAACUGAAUGAGGUGGAAUACAAUCUAAUGCAGCUAAUGCCGGAAGUCAAAGGAGUUGUUGCCAUGUUGUGGGAGCCGCGGGAACGUGAUGGACAACAGGUUCUGUUGGCCCUGAUCCACAUGCCACCGUCCGACUCGAAGCCCGUAGUUUUGAACAGCACCGAUGGUGAAUUGCUAUUUCUUCAGCCCACUACAGAAAGGCGGCGCACAAUAGACAAUGCUCUAGAGGGGCUCCACUCUCGUCUGCCAGAGUAUAUGAUUCCGCAGUACUUGUUGGCUUUGGCUGCGUUCCCGGCCACUGUCACUGGAAAAGUUGACCGUCGACAAGCUGAACAUCAAGCACCAACCACGGAGAGCGAGCGACAAGUAUACGACUUGACAUGUAACAUAUUGGGAGUCAAGUCUGUGAGCAUGAACGACAACUUCUUUGAUCUUGCAGGCGACUCAGUAGCCGCGAUGAAAAUGGCCGGAUUAGCCCGCCGGCGUAAAAUCCAACUGACGGUGGCAGAUGUUUUUAAUCGCCCCGUGUUGAAAGACCUAGCAUCAGCCAUUCGCCAGCUCGAUGGCUCAACGACAUCGCAAAGGGCGCCCUUUGGUCUUCUGGACGCUGCCGUUAGACAAAACGUCAUUCACGAAGCGGCCAACCAUAUGGAUGCCGCUCAAAUCGUGGAUAUCUAUCCGUGCACGCCCCUCCAGGAGGGUAUCUGGGCACUUUCUAUGCGAAACCCUACUCUUUAUAAAGCACGGGUGAUCUGCCAUCUUCGGCCGGAUGUGGACCUCGAUAGAUUCAGAACGGCAUGGGAACGGGUGUUCGAACGUAAUGAUAUUCUUCGGACACGUCUUUUCCCCUCUCCCUCUGGAGUGUUCCAGGCGGCCCUACGAGAAUCAUUCGAGUGGGACGCCGCUGAGGAACUCCAGUCCUACCUUGAUAGGGUUGACCGGGAGCAUAUGGGCGUUGGAAGUAGGCUGGUCCGAGCCUGUCUGUUGGCCAACGAUAAUCAAGCCACAUUCGUUCUCACAAUCCAUCACGCCUUGUGUGACAGGUGGUCCCUAAGAUUGCUACUCGAGCAGAUUGAGAAGCACUUGUCCCCGGUUCCCCCAUCAACGAACUACCCAUUCUCACCAUUUAUCGAACACCUGGUCAAUGUUGCACUACAGCUCGAGAAAUUUUGGGUUGACCAAUUUCAAGGCCUAGAGGCUGCGCCGUUUCCCGCACUCCCGUCUCCGGAUUAUACACCUACUGGGCACCAAAUUUCCAGGUUCAAUCUCUGCCUGCCAAGGCGUGUCCUUCGCGAAAAGACUCUAGCGAGCCACCUUCGGCUGGCAUGGUCCCUCGUCAUUUCACACAAUACUUGCUCGGACGACGUUGUUUUCGGGUCUACUGUCACUGGACGAGGCUCGAAUGUGAAUGGGAUCGAGGCCUUAUCUGGUCCGACUAUUGCAACGGUGCCUGUUGGGACAUCAUUAAAUCCCACCGGAACCAUCGCCAGAGCGUUAGCUGCUGUACAGGAACAAUCUAUUUCGAUGAUGCCGUUCGAGCAAGCUGGACUACAGAAGAUCCGGAGAUGUAGUCCAGAAGCCGAGUCGGCCUGUAUGUUCCAGAGCACGUUGACCGUCCAGCCUGCCUGGCCUGAUUCCCUAACACUGUUCAAGGAUUGUCAGGAAGGAGCAGCGACAGCCGGGGGCUUUGCCUCUUAUGCCCUGUGUAUUGAGUGUUACCCGAACACGGAGGAGACCCAAGUGGAGAUCCAAGUCGCAUAUGACGCAAAUGUGUUGCCCCCUACCCGCAUGAGGCGCUUGAUAGACCACUUUGAGUUUGUACUGCACGAGAUAAUGAAGGGUCCUAACAAAACGAUACGCGAGAUCCAACAUAUCAGUCCGUCUGACCUGAUUCAGCUAGGAAGGUGGAAUGAGACGAUUCCCUUUCAGCCACAACAGACCGUUCACAGCAUUGUUCAGAGUCAAGCGAAAAAGAGGCCCCAUGCUCCAGCAAUAUCUUCGUUAGAUGGUGAACUCACUUACCAAGAGCUCGACAGAUACUCCACGCAACUAGCAGGCGAGCUACUGCUACUUGGAGCGAGACCGGGCAUGCUAAUACCUGUGUUAUUUGAGAAGAGCCGCUGGGCAAUUGUGGCAAUGAUGGCAGUCUUGAAAGUAGGGGGCGGUAUUGUUGCAUUAGAUCCAUCAUAUCCCGUCGACAGAAUGCGCGAAAUUUGUGGCCAGGUGGAAUCACCCUUGGGUAUCUGUUCAGAGAGAUAUGCUGCGACUCUGCAGCAGAUUGGACCCAAGCCGAUCAUUGCAUCGGAGUCCUCUGGCGCUUGGCGUCGACCUGUUGAGGGCCCGAACCUCCCGGUCGUCGGUGCGGAUUCCACGAUGUAUCUCGUCUUCACUUCCGGGUCCACGGGGAUACCGAAGGGGGUGAUUGUCAAUCAUGACUGUUUCGCGUCGUCAACUUUGGCAUACCGAGCGGAGAUUAACCUUGACUCAUACUCCCGCUUGUUGCAGUUCUCCUCGUUUGCCUUCGACGCCUGCUUUGCGGAGAUCUUCGGCACGUUGAUGGCCGGGGCUUGUCUUUGCAUCCCAUCUGACGCCGACCGCAUGAAUGAUAUACACCACCCAAUGAGGACGCUCCGUGUGUCCCAUGCAUUCUUCACGCCUUCAUAUGCUCGCUUGGUCCAACCGGAGCAGGUCCCGUCCCUGAGGGUAGUCAUGUUGGUUGGUGAGCCCGUAAAAGCCUCGGAUGUGGAGCAUUGGGCUCCUCAUGUACAUCUCGUGAACGGCUAUGGGCCAUCGGAAUGUGCUCCCAUUUCAGCUACUCAAUGCCUUGAUGGAAGUGUCAAUGUACAGUCCCAGGACAUAGGUUAUCCUCGGGGUUGUGUGGCGUGGAUCUGUGAUCCCCGAAAUCAUGACACUCUCCUUCCCAUCGGUGCUAUCGGAGAGCUGCUCAUAGAGGGUCCGAAUGUCGGUCCGGGCUAUUUCCAGAACGCUUCGGAUACGAUGGAAGCAUUUGUGGAGGCUCCCCGAUGGCUUCAAGACUUUCGCGGGUACACAAGUAAGCGGGUCUAUAAGACGAAAGACCUCGUGCAUUACACUGAAGAUGGCCGUCUGCGCUAUGUCGGCAGAAUAGGGCAACAGGUCAAACUAAGGGGGCAGAGGCUUGAACCAUCUCAUGUGGAACACCAUCUCUUACAAUCGUUCGAUGGUGCAGCGGAAGUGGCUGCCAUUGUUGCCACGCCAAAAGACGCAGACGGGAGGGCAACUCUCGUUGGAUUUGUGCUUUCCGAGAAUGCUAAGGCAAGGCCAGGAGGGGAUAUAUGCUUGCCGCCUAGUGAGGAAUUUUGCCUACUCACUGCCACUGCGCGUUCUAAAUUGCAACAAUCUCUCCCAGAGUUCAUGGUUCCCUCUCUAAUAAUAUCAGUCUCGUCAAUGCCACGGACACCGUCAGGGAAACUUGAUCGGCAACGGUUGACACGAGAGAUCACAAGCCGGACCUGGGACCAGCUCAUGGAGUUUGAGGCAUUGGCAAUGCCCUCUCAUGUUUCCGCUUCCGACACGGAGAAGGAGUUGCAAACAAUCUGGUCUCGAGUACUGAACCUCCCUGUCAGUGCGAUCGGUACCAACAAAAGCUUCUUCCAACUUGGUGGAGACUCGAUCACGGCCAUGCUGGUGGUUGCCCAGGCUCGCGCUGGCCGAUCCAGACUACAACUAACAGUGGGGGACAUCUUUCGCUUGCGAACUAUCUCCCAAAUCGUGACACACGCUACAAAUUCAUCCGACCGCCUAAUGUUAGCCAACCACGAUACAUUAGACACGCCUUUCGAUCUGUCCCCGAUUCAGCAACUCUUCUUUGAUACCAACUGGCCGCAACAGCAGAACCGAUUCAAUCAUAACCUCCUCCUCCACCUCAAGAAGCCUGUAUCGUUUGACCAGCUAAGAUUGGCCAUGCAAGGAAUUGCGGAGGAGCAUCCGCUACUACGUGCCCGGUUCUUACUGAACGCUGAUGGCCAGUGGCAACAGCUCAUUCCCAGUGAGAUUGAGGGUUCAUAUGGUUGCAGGCACCAUCAGCUGACCUCUGCGGACAUGAUGAAAAAAGUACUUAUGGAGAGUCGGCGAGCACUCGACAUAUCGGCCGGUCCCGUAUUCUCUGCAGAUUUGAUCGAUAUUGAUGGGAACCAUAGCAUAUUUCUCCUUGCGCACCACCUUGUGAUCGAUAUGGUUUCAUGGACCGUGCUGCUUGCUGACCUUGAGACCCUGCUACAUGGACGAUCAAUUCCAAAACGACAGUCGACUUCGUUCCAGACCUGGUGUACAUUAUUGGCUGCGUACGGACACGAGUCGCUCUCCGUUCCCCAAGGGCCACUGCAUUAUAGUAUACCCGAAGAUUUCUGGGGGACAUCCGAAUGUCUGAAUACGAUAGGAGGGACCCACGAGAUGGUCAUACAGAUUGAUACUCCGACCACGGAAGCACUACUUGGAGAAGCCAACAAGGCCUUUGGAACGCAGCCUGUGGAGUUGCUCCACGCUGCUCUUCUGUUCGCCUUCACCACGACAUUUUCAGAUCGUCCUGCCCCAGUCAUUUUCUCCGAAGGGCAUGGUCGGGAACCAUGGGAUUCUGCCAUCGACUUGACUCGGACGGUGGGAUGGUUUACUACCAUUGCUCCGGUCCACGUCGAGGUGGAUGCGGCUCAUGAUAUUGCCACGGUUGUGCGCCAAGUGAAGGAUACCCGCCGCAGGCUGUGCAGAAAUGGAUUGGAGGCAUUCACAGCGAAAUAUUUUAAUACAAGACGCCGGAAGGCUAGCCCGGCUGGCAAGAUGGAGAUCGUUUUCAAUUACGCAGGACGAUACCAUCAACAGCUGGGUCAGGCUGGCUCCUUGUUCGAAGUGGAGUCUCUCCAAAAUAUGAGCAUUUUCGACGCUGCAGAUGACGCGAGGCGAUGGUCUAUGGUCGACAUCAAUGCUUUUGUGCAAGAUGGACAGUUAGCUUUCACCUUUACAUACCCGCGGGGAUGCAAUCCGUCUCACGUCCUGCAGCCGUGGACAGCUAGCUUGCGCAAGUCUCUGAAUUUGAUAGCAUCAGAGUUCAAGACGCAUCCGAGGAGCUACACGCUCGCUGACUUCCCUUUGUUGGAUCUGGAUUACUCCCAAUUGGACCACCUUCUGGAGACAUUGCAGCAUGCCAAUAUAAGACCGGAGGAUGUUGAGGAAAUCUACCCAUGCUCCCCUAUGCAACGGGGUAUACUCUUGUCUCAGGCGAAGGAUCCAUCUUGCUAUCAAGUGGUCAUGACAUGGGAGAUCGUCCCUGGCGAGAAGAGACCUGCUUCUGCUGAGAGGGCAAAGGCUGCUAUAGAGCAAGUCAUGGCUCGUCAUGCAUCUCUACGUACAUGUUUCAUUAAGACAACCUCUGAGGUUGCAGCUUUCGAUCAAGUCGUCCUAUGCAAACCCUACCAUGAGAUUGUCAUCUACAACAGUCGAGAAAAAGAUGCAAAGACACUGCUACAGAGUGGCCAAUUCCAGGCCAGCCCCCAAUCCCCACUACGCUUCUUAAUUUACGUGUCCUGUGACCAGAAGGUCUACAUCCGCCUGGACAUAAGUCAUGCUCUGACUGAUGCCAAGUCAAUUGACCUUUUGAAACGGGACAUUUGCCUUGCAUAUGACAACCAGCUGAGUAGUCCAGUGGGACCGCUCUUUUCCAACUACAUCAGCUUUAUUCAGACACGAGAUCCCAUCGCCGACGCAGAGUUUUGGGAUACAUACCUGGAUGGGGUUCAACCUUGUCAAUUUCCAGCCCUCACGAAAGAGGCCAACACCGAAAGUGGUGUUGCAAAUGACUACGUCUUUGAUGUUGCUGGAGUUGAUGGAAUCGAGCUUUAUUGUCGGAAUCGCAAUGUCACCGCACCAAACGUCUUUGGCCUUGCUUGGGCCUUGGUCCUGGGAUCUUACACUGGCUCGUAUGAUGUUUGUUUUGGCAGCCUCAACUCAGGAAGAGAAAUGCCGUUUGAUGGGGCACCUGAGGUCGUGGGCCCACUUAUCAACAUGCUCACCAUGCGUGUGAAUUUCAAAAGCACCACUAUUGAACAGCUCGUUCAGCAGGUCCACGCUGACUACGCCGCUGGGUUAGCCCAUCAAACGUACCCCGUUGCCGAUAUUUUUCACAGAAAGGGGCUCAGGGGACGAUCCUUGUUCAACACUGGAAUAUCUGUCGAACGAGUUGACAGCCCACAACAUGCUAAAUCCUCUACUGACUUACGCCUUGUGCAUCGGGUGGAUCCCACGGAAUAUGAUAUUGUCCUCAACGUGGAGAUCGAGAAGUCUCGGACUAUAGUCCAUCUCAGAUAUUGGUCAUCAUGUUUGUCCGAUAGCCAAGCGCCGUUGAUUGCUGCUUGCUUUGAUCAGGCGGUCACAAUGAUUAUCAAUGAUGACCAGGCUCUGGCGUCGAGCCUGAACCUCUUCUGCCAAGCUCACCAGAACUUGAUCUGGCACUGGAAUAAGAAGUUAUCCAAUUACCACGACUGUCGUGUGCAUGAUGUCGUCCAGCAGCGCGCAACCGAAUGCCCCGACGCCCCUGCUGUGUGUAGCUCCGGGGGUACGCUCACAUAUAGGGAACUAGAUGUCCAUUCGACCGCACUCGCCCAUUAUCUAUCACAACAUGGCGUUGGGACGGAAAAGUUUGUUCCACUCUGCUUUGAGAAAGGCAUGUGGACAGCCGUGGCCAUAUUGGCUGUGCUCAAGACUGGGGCAGCUUUUGUCCUUCUUGAUUCCGGCCACCCUGACCAACGACUAGAGACCAUCUGUCAAGAUGUCGGUGGCCCGCUUGUGCUUUCAUCACCAGCCCAGGCAGAGCGAAGCGCACUAUUUUCCAGUACUGUUGUAGUAGUGGGAGGAACACAAGAUCUUUGGCGUGGUCUACUCCCAGCGCCGUCAAGCCAGUUGUUUUCCGCCGCCAUGCAAACAGGGCCGACCAAUGCCGCCUACGCUGUCUAUACGUCUGGUUCUACCGGCAAGCCAAAGGGGAUUGUAAUCGAGCAUGGGUCCUUCUGUUCAAUGAUCCAUGCGCAGGCUCCCAUAUUGAACAUGAAUGCUUCAGCCCGCGUUUUACAGUUUUCAUCUUACGCAUUUGACGUUAGUAUCUUUGAGAUGCUCAUGCCGUUAAUGACAGGUGGCUGUGUAUGUGUCCUGUCCGAGGUGGAGAGAAGGGACCAUUUCGUGGAGACAAUGGGAACUCUCCGAAUUUCGCAUGCGCUCCUCACUCCGUCAUUCUCCCGUCUUGUAUCGCCCGCUGCGCUGCCAGACCUUCGGGUCCUCGUCUGUGGUGGAGAAGCGAUGACUCAACACGACAUGGAGCGCUGGCUUGAUCAUGUCAUUCUUAUCAACCAUUACGGACCCGCCGAGUGUUCCGUGAGCUCGGUUGUCCAACCGAAUAUCAAUACAACUUCGCGCGUCGGUGAGAUCGGCUGGGGCAUCGGUUGUGCAACUUGGGUCGUCGACCCAGAUGAUCACGAGCGCUUGGUUCCGAUUGGAGUUGUCGGCGAACUGGUUAUUGAAGGGCCAAUUGUCGGCCGCGGGUAUCUAAACAAUCCGACUGCGACUCAAACCGCAUUCAUUGAGCCUCCGCGAUGGUUGCGCAACAUGCGAUCCUCGCUUGGACGAAAUACCCGGCUGUACAAAACGGGUGAUCUUGUGCGAUAUGGCUCCGAUGGCAGGCUGUACAUCCAUGGGCGCAAGGACACUCAAAUCAAGAUUAGAGGACAGCGUCUGGAACUUCAGGAGCUGGAGUACCACGUUCACAGAUGCUUUGGAUCUGCUGGGAAUGUGGUUGUAGAGCUGGUUCGGAACGGUUCCGAUGGCAGCCCGAUACUUUUUGCAUUCAUAGGCUCAACAAAAGAAGUGUCCAGCCAGUUUGACGGGUUUAGCGCCGUUGGGAAGGAGUUCCGUGAUCGUGCUGCGGCUGCCAGUACAAAGCUGUUUGAGAGCCUGCCCUCCUACAUGGUCCCAACCUAUUUUGUCCCCUCGGUUACACUGCCUUUGAAUUCAUCUGGCAAGGUGGAUCGCAAGCGACUGCAGUCUUGGGCCUCGGCUUUGUCUUCUGACCAACUAAAGGAUUACCGCCCCACGGCAGGAGGCCAGUGUAAGCCGUCGUCUCCAGAAGAAAAGCUCCUCCAUGCUAUCUGGGUCGAUGUUCUGCGCGUCAAGCCGGAAACAAUCGGCACUGAAGACCAUUUCUUCCAGGUUGGGGGUGAUUCGGUCAAUGCGAUGAGAGUUGCCGCAUCUGCACGAAAACAGGGACUGAACAUAGUAGUUGCAGAUAUCUUUGCUCACCCCCGGCUUGCGGCACUAGCUAAAGCCGGAACUAACAGCAAUAUCGAACAGUUUGUUCCAAAACCGUUCUCGCUCUGCCCUGUGACUGACCGCGAACUUUUCUCCAUGCUGCUUCGCGUGCAGGGCACAAUCCCAUCGGACUGCCAUAUUGUGGACAUCCUACCUACGUCGGCCACUCAAUCCUUCUUUAUGACCACGCCCACUCUACACCACUUCACGUUUGAUAUUGACGGAUCUCUGGACAUUCGCCGACUGCGCGAUGCCUGUGACAAAGUUUUCAACAUGUUCGCUACCUUGCGUACCGUUUUUGUCCCAUACGCCAAACAGAUAUUGCAAGUGAUUCUUGACAAAGUCAAUACCCCAUUCCACCACUUGGUGGUAGAUGAGCCUAUCCCGGAUGUCAGGAGGCGCCUUCUGGCUGCUGACCGUGAGGAUAUCCCACUUAAGGGACGGCUGGUCUUCGCCUUUGUGCUUAUAUCCCAUUCCGAUGGGUCACGGCAUUCGCUGAGCUUCCGUGUCUCACAUGCGCAAUGGGACGGGCUGUCUAUAGCGGAAUUGUUUAGCAGCGUACAGGAGGCAUAUCAUGCAAGGCUGUUGACCCCCAGUACACCCUUGUCGACCUAUAUCUAUUACCGGGCGCUGCGUGAUAAGACGCCUUCCCUACAGUUCUGGAAAGACUACCUCCAGGGCUCGAAAAUCACUCGGAUCACCGAGCCUCCUAGUGCAUUCGCCGAUCUCACCCAAGGAGACACCAUCUGGGAGAACACUAACCUGCAACCGGCCCCCGAGCCACCACUGGGUAUUACGAUGGCCAGUGUGGUCAGGUCUGCCUGGAGCUUGGUUUUGGGCCUGGAAACCGGGGCGAAGGACAUCGUCUUCGGCCAAACGGUGAACAGCCGUAGCUCCCCGUUGCCUGAUAUUGACCGGAUUCUGGGCUGCUGUUUGAAUUUUAUCCCUGCACGCAUCCAGCUCCAACAGUCCUGGACAGGCCGUGACCUCCUCCAGCACGCGCAGGCACAAUACCAAAAGAUCGUUAAACAUGAUGACAUUGAGCUGCAAGAGAUCAUUGAUCAUUGCACGGACUGGCCGAACGGGACCGACUUCAACACCAUCGUCCAGCAUCAAAAUAUCCCCCUGAACCAUACGAUGCUACUGGGGGAUCUUCAAACCACCUUUUCACCAAAUGGAUAUUUCCGCCCUGGUCGUGAGCUCUUCAUUUUCACUGAGCCUUCCGGUGAUCUGUUGGGCGUUCAACUAUGUGUGAAUCCCAAUAUGAUGGAUUUGCCUCGGGCUCGGUCUUUGCAUCAUAGACUUGGCUUUGACGAGGCAUUGUCCCACUCAACUUUGGGCAUUUCGCAAUCCAAACCCGAGACCAAAUGCGUCUUGAUCACUGGCGGCACAGGAGGCCUGGGCGCGCAUUUAGUAGCCGAGGCCGCGCGCCGGACUGACGUGACACGAGUUGUAUGCCUUAACCGGCUCGGAAAGCAUCUACCACCGCAUGAAAGGCAGAUGAAAGCUCUGCACAAGAAAGGCAUCGACCUCCCGCCAGACGCCGCGGCCAAAAUCCACAUCCUCAAAGCAAAAAGCGACAUGGCCCAAUCACCGACCAUGGGCCUCUCCGCCGACGAGUACCGCUUCCUGCUCCAACACCGCUUUGAGCCCCAGCUGCGCAUCAUGGCUCACAUGCUCCGCCUCGCCGCCGCCAUCUCCGCCCAGCGCCCCCGGAACUCCCCGGUAACCUUCCAGUUCAUCUCCUCCAUCGCCACCGUCGGCCACCACCCCUCUGUAACUGGCAAGCCUGUCGUCCCCGAGACCCGAGUGCGAAUCGACAGCGUCCUCCCCACCGGCUACGGCGACGCCAAGUACACCUGCGAGCGGAUGCUCGACGCCACGCUGCACCGGCACCCGGGCCGCUUCCGGGCCACCGCCGUGCGCCUGGGCCAGAUCGCCGGCAGCGUUAUCAACGGGCACUGGAAUCCGAUGGAACACGUGCCGUUCCUGUUCAGGUCGUCGCAGACCCUGGGCGCCCUGCCGGACCUGCCGGGGACGGUAGGGUGGACGCCGGCGGACGAUAAUCCGGUUCGGCAGUCGUGGGCGGGGACGCUUGCAGUGCUGGUGGACGAGAUGGGCAUCCCGCUGCGUGAGGAGACUGGCGCAGCUGUCAUUCCUUUCCGGGAGUGGGUGCAGCGGGUGAGGGACUGGCCGCGGCGAGAGGAUAAUGGAUCGCAGGGUGCCAAUCCGGGGUACCUGCUGGGCGAGGGAGCAUUCGCCUACGUUGGCGAAGUUGGGACCAGUGAGUGA
Molecule: messenger RNA, 12735 nt
Organism: Aspergillus novofumigatus IBT 16806
Lineage: Eukaryota; Fungi; Ascomycota; Eurotiomycetes; Eurotiales; Aspergillaceae
Exons: 7
Coding region: 196-12735 (4179 amino acids)
Biological process (GO): secondary metabolite biosynthetic process; amino acid activation for nonribosomal peptide biosynthetic process
Cellular component (GO): cytoplasm
Molecular function (GO): phosphopantetheine binding; catalytic activity
Source: RefSeq, a predicted model, not a curated record